GCGAGCGGGCGGGCUGGGAGGUCGGCGGCUGCUGCGGCGGGUUGUAUCCGUCGGGGUCUUUUCUCGCCUGCCGCUGGAUCUCGUUGACACGUCAGUAAGGAAGUCAGCCAGGCAGCCCAGGAAAGACUCGGGCGAGGGAAAAUAACAGACCGCCCCGGAGUUCGGCUCUCCUGGGCAUGCAUGAUGGAAUUUAAAUUGACCCAAGCAAGGCUGCACAUUUUGGAUCUAUACUGCUGACACUUUCUUCAUUUUGCUAUACUGGGUUCUUUGCCCAAAGAAAACACCCAAUGGAUUUCAAGGAAAGUUGCCCCAGUGUUAGCAUCCCUAGCUCUGAUGUGAAGAAAAAGAAGAAAAGAGUGAAGAAAAAGAGAUUUACAGUUUACAAAGUUUUGGUCUCAGUUGGCAGUAAUGAGUGGUUUGUCUUCAGGCGAUAUGCUGAGUUUGAUAAACUAUAUAAUACACUAAAGAAACAGUUUCCCACGAUGAACUUGAAGAUUCCUGCUAAAAGAAUAUUUGGAGACAAUUUUGAUCCAGACUUCAUUAAACAAAGAAGAGCAGGGCUGAAUGAAUUCAUUCAAAAUUUAGUACGUCAGCCAGAGCUAUGCAAUCACUCAGAUGUCAGAGCAUUUCUUCAGAUGGAUAAUCCAAAGCACCAGUCUGAUCCAUCUGAAGAUGAGGAUGAAAGGAACAGUCAAAAGCUAAAUUCUACCUCACAGAAUAUCAACUUGGGACCAUCUGGAAAUCCUCAUGCUAAACCAACAGAUUUUGACUUCCUGAAAGUUAUUGGGAAGGGAAGCUUUGGCAAGGUUCUUCUUGCAAAAAGAAAACUGGAUGGGAAAUUCUAUGCUGUUAAAGUAUUGCAAAAGAAAAUUGUUCUCAACAGGAAAGAGCAAAAACACAUUAUGGCUGAACGUAAUGUGCUGUUGAAAAAUGUGAAACAUCCAUUUUUAGUGGGAUUGCAUUAUUCAUUCCAAACUACAGAGAAACUUUACUUUGUUCUGGAUUUUGUUAAUGGAGGGGAGCUCUUCUUUCAUUUGCAAAGAGAACGAUCCUUUCCUGAACACAGGGCCAGGUUUUAUGCUGCUGAAAUAGCCAGUGCACUGGGUUACUUACACUCCAUAAAUAUUGUAUACAGGGAUCUGAAACCAGAGAACAUUCUUCUAGAUUCAGUGGGACAUAUUGUGCUAACAGACUUUGGGCUUUGUAAAGAAGGAAUGGCUAAUUCUGACACCACAGCAACCUUUUGUGGGACACCAGAAUACCUGGCCCCCGAGGUGAUUAGAAAGCAACCGUAUGAUAACACAGUAGACUGGUGGUGCCUUGGUGCUGUUUUGUAUGAAAUGCUUUAUGGUCUGCCUCCUUUUUACUGCCGUGAUGUCUCUGAAAUGUAUGAAAACAUUCUUCACAAACCUCUCCAUUUAAGGCCAGGCAUCAGUCUUACAGCAUGGUCCAUUCUAGAAGAACUUUUGGAGAAAAACCGGCAAAAGAGACUUGGAGCUAAAGAAGACUUUCUUGAAAUUCAAAGGCAUCCCUUCUUUGAAUCUCUCGGCUGGACUGACCUCCUUCAGAAAAAGAUCUCACCACCAUUUAACCCUAAUGUGGCUGGUCCAGAUGAUAUUAGGAAUUUUGACUUGGCAUUUACAGAAGAGAUGGUGCCCUAUUCAGUCUGUAUUUCUUCUGACUAUAAUAUCAUCAAUGCCAGUGUGUUGGAAGCAGAUGAUGCAUUCAUUGGAUUUUCUUAUGCCCCACCUUCAGAAGACUUAUUUCACUAAGUUUUGUGGAGCCAAUUAAUACAUCACAUCUUAAAUGGACCAAAAUGUCUGGAUUGUGAACAGAUCCUAAAAUAUGUGCCUAUGUUGACGUGAUGCUUAUGAACAAACAUUAUCUGCUGUAAUUUGAGAAACUGGGCAUUUUGAACUACUUUCUAUAGACUGUUACAGCUGCCACAUGAAAUACUUUUUAGAGAACAAAUAGCUUUUGUUAGCUGUUCCUAAAGGAGAGACUCUUUCAAAGCAAGACACUGACUGUUUUUUCUCCAGUUUGUGACUGUUUUUCCUCCAGUUUACAACAUUAACAUCUCCAGAACUGGCUGUCUUUAAAAGCAGCACACUUCAGCACAUUUAAAUGCCUUGGUUAACCAACUAUGUGACUCUGUGCUUGAAAUGUUUCUAUGCAAUUGUUUUUGUAUAUCACUUGUUUUAAAAAGAUACAUUUACGCAGUACAAUUGUGUUUGUUUUUUAAGGCAAGUUGAUUCACUGCCAACACUUUCCUUUAAUUUUUGUUUUGUUUUGUUUCUGUAUGAAACUAUUCACUUUAAGGCCAAUCGUGCUGUGCCCAGAAUUAAAGCCAUCAGCACUUUUCUAUUGAAGUACUUUGAUUAAUUCCAAUUAUAAAGCAUAGAAAUGUGCUCUCUGGGUUAGAACAAAUGAGCCUUAAAGACUUAUUCAUAAUGACUCAUCUCAUAAUGACUAUAACUUUUCUCUUCUUGUAGAAGAAGCUAAAUGAUUAUUUCCCCCAAAGAAACAGAUGAUAGAAAAACUACUGCAUUUGUAAAAGAAGAAAUUAACUUGUAUUUGGAAUACUAAUAUAUUGCAAUGUGAUUGUAUUAAAAUCCAUUUUUUCUUCUA
Sphaerodactylus townsendi is the source of this 2628-nucleotide messenger RNA. RefSeq names its product serum/glucocorticoid regulated kinase family member 3 (gene SGK3). The transcript has 18 exons. The record is from RefSeq and is a predicted model, not a curated record. The coding region runs from base 288 to 1772 and encodes 494 amino acids. Gene Ontology annotation, molecular function: protein serine/threonine kinase activity; ATP binding; phosphatidylinositol binding. Lineage: Eukaryota; Metazoa; Chordata; Lepidosauria; Squamata; Sphaerodactylidae. Gene Ontology annotation, biological process: protein phosphorylation.